AUUUUUUUGUUUUAAAUUCUCUCCCCAAAUCAAGGUACAAUUAAAAAAGAAAGAAAAAAAAAAAAAAAUUGUUCUCCACCGGAACGUGAGGGAAUACAAUAGCCGGUGCCAAAAGUUUUCGGGCUAUCGGAGCGGCCUGUCACCCAAGAGAAAACACGCACAACGGGGGAGAUAUCGAGGAAACCAAGGCGAGGAGCACGGUAUCUUCGGAACGGAGGGAAAAUAACCCACAGCGCGAAGUAAGGAGGGUCGACGGCAGCUGAGCCGAUCGUCCAUCUGCGCUUUGAGGCGCGAGACAGUUUCGGGGGUUGCAGUAUCUGUAGGAGCCACGUCGUAUCCCAUGUAAUAUAUAGCAUAAAGUGAACACAUUUACAACGGGAGGAAGGGGAGGCACGGAGAAGGAAGGACGCAACAGACGGAGUAGGAUGUCCGCGGUCGAGAGUGCCCUAGACGUCCUCUCCAGGGCUGCCACGAUGGUGCAAGAAGAAAGGCCAAAGGCGACGAAUCUGCAGCGGAGGCCGAGCAGCAGUUGGCGCAAGGAGCGCAGGCGAGACCCGAUCCAAAGCGAGGCCCUCGACAUGUCGGCAGCGGCAAGGGCGGCGGUGCACUGCGGCCAACCGUCCAACGGUAGCCACCACCACCACAGUCGGCCCAGCGUCAUCGUACCCACGAUCGCUACCCCCCAUCAGCAUCACGGGCUCCACUCGCCCGAGAACGCUGCCGAACUCCUCGCCGGAGCAACGACGGAGGACACGGCCGUGACGCCGACGGCGAGCGUGACGCCCUCGGCAGCGACGCGGGGCCAGCGCACGGGCAUGAGAACGGCCGGGGUUGCGAGCGAUCCCGCGAUAGACGAGCACUUCAAGCGCUCCCUCGGUCUCAAGGACUACGCGGCGGUGUUCAACGCCGCCACCAGCGACAAGGAGACCGGCCUCAGCGUUGACGACCACUUCGCAAAGGCUCUGGGCGAGACGUGGACGAGGCUGCAGGCGACCACCCGUAGCAAGGACUCCACAUAAUUUGGCUCGGCCGCUGGUAGCCGCCGGUGCGUGUUUAUUACCUCCUCGCUUGUCGAUAGUUCUUGUUGAUGACGCCCCUCGCCUUCGCUGAUGGUACAUGGACGAAUGGGGCUGACCAAGGGAAGAAGAGACUCGUUUACGAGAGCAAAGGUGCUUCCUAUGUAGACGCAGGACGCGAAGAAAAAGUGGAGAGGGUUCGUCGGGAGAGGCCCGCAACGCUUGUUCUGUACAUAUAGAUGUAUGUUUUUUUUUUCCUUUUUUUUUUUUUAAUGCACCAUUGUUGCAGCGUGUAAGGGAAAAAGAAGAAAAAGCGACGGUGACGUUGUCGCGUACAUCUCGUUUUAUUUAUUACUCAAGCGUCAAGAACAAUUAAUUAUAUUGUCGAUAUUGAUGAUUAUUACUAAAUACCAAUUAAUUUUGCUCGGCAAUAAUACAUACAUAUUUAUAUAAAUUCGAUUUUUAAACAUACGUGGUAUAAAUGUUGUAUAUUACAUGAAA
Molecule: messenger RNA, 1517 nt
Organism: Copidosoma floridanum
Lineage: Eukaryota; Metazoa; Arthropoda; Insecta; Hymenoptera; Encyrtidae
Biological process (GO): negative regulation of DNA-templated transcription
Molecular function (GO): transcription coactivator binding
Source: RefSeq, a predicted model, not a curated record